AUGCUGCACAAUGAUUUCCCGUUCCCCAUUUCCCAUUCCCCGUUCCCCAUUCCCCAUUCCCCGUUCCCCAUUCCCCGUUCCCCAUUCCCCGUUUCCCAUUCCCCGUUCCCCAUUCCCAAUUCCCCGUUCCCCAUUCCCCGUUCCCCACUCCCCGUUCCCCAUUCCCCGUUCCCCAUUCCCCGUUUCCCAUUCCCCGUUCCCCAUUCCCCGUUCCCCAUUCCCCGUUCCCCAUUCCCCGUUCCCCAUUCCCCGUUUCCCAUUCCCCAUUCCCCGUUUCCCAUUCCCCAUUCCCUGUUCCGCAUUCAUCCUUCCCCAUUCCGCCUUCCCCAUUCCGCCUUCCCCAUUCCGCCUUCCCCAUUCCGCCUUCUUCAUUCCGCCUUCUUCAUUCCGCCUUUCCCAUUCCGCCUUCCCCUUCCCCGUUGUGCGAGUUGGUCGUUCGCCUCACGAUGUCAGUGCAACUUGACGUCCGUCACCUUUAGACCUUCCUCCCUCCGCUUGCGACUCUUCUCACCCCGCCUCCUUUCCCCCCUCCUCCACUCCCCCCUUCCCCUUCCCCGUUCCCCGUGUCCCGCCUGCCAGUAUUUCAAGCCGGAGUACGAGCAGGUGGCGCGGCUCUUCAACUCGCCCUCCUCACCCAACUCGGAUUUCAUCUACGUUGCCAAAGUUGACUGCGCCUCCGAUGGCCUGCUGUGCACGCGGUUCGACGUGAACAGCUACCCGUCCAUGUUCUUCGGGCGGCCGAGUGCGUUCAGCAGCGGCGAGCGGCACACGGAUGUGGGCAAGGCGGCUCUGGAGGCAGUGACGCCGCAGGAAAGGACGGCACAGGGCGUACUGGAGUGGAUCAACGUGCGCACUGACAGAAUGUUUGCUCUGCCCAAGAAGGGUGGGGAGGAGGCAACAGUAACAGCAACAGCAACAGCAACAGCAGGGGAGGCAGGGAAGGCGAUCACCACGUCUGGGAGCGGCCAAGAGGACGAGGAGCAACAGCAGCUUGGCCCGCGUGCGAAGCUGCAUGACAUAGAGGAGGCCACUGCUGUCGCCUUCAACUUCAUCUUCACAUCCCUGCCGCUUAAGAAGGCCAUGCGAAACCCCUUGGAGGACUUUGUGCGCCUUAUAGCCCAGCACCACCCCUCGCACAGGUGUCGCAACGGGGCGUCUGUCCUGCUGCGCCUGCUUCCCCUGGCAUGGCCGCUGUCGGCAAUAGGCGAGGAGGAGGAGGGCAAGGGGCAUGGGUCGCGCAAGGACCUGGGGGUGCUGCGGAUCAACAAGACUGCGCUGGCGGGGGCUAAGAUCUGCGGUGCUGACCUGCCGUCCGGCUCCUGGGACCAAUGCAGCAGCAAGAUCAAAGAUCGCAGGGGCUACAGCUGUGGGUUGUGGCUGCUGUUCCACGCACUGUCAGUGCGGGUGUGGCCGGAGCAGGGCGGGUGGUGUGUGAACGCCAUGAGGGACUUUGUGACUGUCUUCUUUGGCUGCAGCAAGUGCCGCGACCACUUCUUGCAGAUGGCCCAGCAGCUACGCAUGGACAAGGUGAAGACAGGCAAGGACGCUGCUCUCUGGGUGUGGCGCGCACACAACGUGGUGAACCAGCGGCUGGAGAGGGAAGAAGCCGAGUCAGGCGGCAAGAGGGGAGACCCAGCACACCCCAAGCGCCAGUGGCCUACUCUCUCCCUCUGCCCACUCUGCGCUGCUGACGACGCCAUGGCAACAGCAGACUCUGAUACGGGUGCUGUUGACCCUGACGCCUCAUGGGACCUUGAAUACGUGCACUCGUUUCUGUAUAAUUUCUACAACGAGCCGGAAGGGAGCGGGGGGAGUGAUGCAGGAGGGGACAUGGAGGGGGGUGGCAGGGGUGGAGGAGGGAAGGCGGAGAUGGUGGAGCGGAGAGGGGGAGGGGGGAUGAUGAUGUGCGGGCUGGUGCUGCUGCUGCUGGUGUGCUUCUGUGGGUGUGCCACGGCCCGACGGUCCCUGCUGCGCUCUCAUCCCUCUCGCCGUCGCAAGUACCCCACUACCCUAGAUGCUCUGCUCUGCUGCCGGCAGUGUGCUAUCGCGUCCUUUUUGUACUUUCUUUGCUUCGUGCUUUUUGGUUUGUCCUUCAUUUGCUUUUCCCAAUCUCAUGCCCCAAUUUGUGCUCACUCUGUCUCGUACUCGUCUCUCUAA
Molecule: messenger RNA, 2157 nt
Organism: Closterium sp. Naga37s-1
Lineage: Eukaryota; Viridiplantae; Streptophyta; Zygnematophyceae; Desmidiales; Closteriaceae
Source: the annotation of a GenBank genome assembly